AUGCCAACCUUGACUAGGUACAUAGAUGGAUGUAGGAGUUUAGAAUUCUGUCAAAUGCCUAGAUAGUCGUUUCCUUUCUUCGUUCUCAUUCUCAUUCCUUCAUGAUGCUCUGGAUCUACGUUAUUGGUACUUACAUUUGCUGGUUGUCUUAUGUGGCUGCCAGCUGCACUCAAGUCAGAUUGUCUGUCAGAUUGUCUGUCAGAGAGUCCAGCAUAGCCCCGCCACAGCUGGCGGAUACAUGGGUACCUCUCCGUAGCAGAUGGAUUGCUGGCGGGUCGAGGCCGCAAGCACCUGCUAAUCUGGUUAGUCUGGUUGUUCGCAAUCGAGAUGCGCAACUGCAACUCGCAUCCAACUUCAAAGCCAUUAUAUUUGCAGUAUAGCGUCUUCCAUAACGCAGCACGCCUUGUUCGCCUGUGUUAUCCAAUGAUACUCUGACCAGACAAAAUACAACGGCCCAGACAGUGACAAUGUCGCCUACCGAGCCCUCACAACAAGCCACUUCAACUCCAAAAAAGAAGAACAACAAGAAGAAAAAGAACGCCCCCAAGUCGAAGCCCACUGAAGACGGCGUCAAAGCUCCCGAGGCAACACAGAAUGGCGACCAACACGAAAUCGAGGGCGAUCAAUCUGACGACGACGAAGCGCCGCCCACUGUAACAUCAGCCGACGUGAAGGACCAUGCGAACGGGCAUGAUGUUCCACCCUCAACCAAUGGGCAUCCUGUUACACACCAGCUAUCCGACCCUGACACAACGGCGCGGCUGGACGCUAUGACAAAAGAACGGGAAGAUCUCAAGGCAGAGGUAGAGGAACUAAGGAAACAGCUCGAAUCCAUACAAACCGCCCAUACAGAAGAGACGACGCAACUAAAGUCAGAGCUUGAAGAAGUUGAGUCGGCCAAGGAGCAAGUAGAGGAGCAAUACCAGAAUCUUGUUGAAAGGGUCGAAAAAAUCAAGGAGAGUGUGGGUAAUCGACUGGCGCGAGGCAAGGAGGAACUAGAGGAGGCGAAUCAACGCAUAGAAGAGCUUGAGGCGCAAAAUGAAGAACUCCAAAAGGGCGCCCAAGCAUUCCAAGAACAAAUAACGGGAUUGCAGACAGAACUACAAGAUGCCACUAGAGAACUGUCGAGCCUGCGUAGCCGGAACAAUCUUUCGCAACAGAACUCACUGAAGGAGAAAGAGGAUAUGGCUCGCCAGAUCCAACACCUUAGAGAAGAAGCCGAAGCAGCCAAAGACGCUAUGGGUGACUGGGAGGUUUUAGCCAUGGAGGAGCGCUCCAUUAGGGAGAGUUUGGCCGAGAAAAGCUCAGCGCUCGAAGAGCAACUUGAGAGUCUCCGGGAGAACUAUGAGCGCGCAGCAUCUGAACGAGAUACCCAGUCGCAAGCAGUCGAUAGCUUGCAGAGAGCCCUUCAAGAAAUCCAGGAAGCUCGCAAGAGAGAACUACGAGAAAUGGUAGAAACUUCCGAGGAGCAACUUCAAGAGCUGAAGAAGCUCGUUCAAGAAGCCGAUACAAGGGCGUCAGAAGCUGAAGCAGCAAGAGUAUCAUUGCAGAAGGAAGUCGAGCGUACAUCACCCUUUGAGAAAGAGGUCAAGGAAAAGAACCUGCUUAUCGGAAAACUGCGCCAUGAAGCGAUUGUUCUCAAUGAUCAUUUGACCAAAGCUCUCCGAUAUUUGAAGAAAACAAAACCCGAAGAAAGUAUUGACAGGCAAAUUGUCACAAAUCACUUUCUACAAUUCCUCACCUUGGAUCGCUCGGAUCCCAAGAAGUUCCAAAUUCUUCAAGUCAUUGCUGGCUUAUUGAAUUGGACAGAUGAGCAGAGGGAACAGGCUGGUCUGGCGCGUCCAGGCGCAUCCAGCAACUCUCUUCGCCUCCCUACAUCUCCGUUCCACAGGACGCCGAGUACCCCAUCCCUCAACGCGGAGUUCUUCUCGGAGCCCACACCGACAUCCGCUAACAAGGAGUCACUCGCCGAUUUGUGGGCUGGUUUCUUGGAAAGGAGCGCAGACGAGGCUUCCCAGGGCCCAUCGAGAAAAGCAAGUAUGUCGAGUAUAGCCGCAGGUCCCAAACCAGAAACCAAGGGUAGUUAACCUCUACAUUAAAAUCCAACUCAGCAAUCUAGCUUUCUCGAAUUUCAGACAAACACCACCAUCACCUACCCAUCUUUGUCU
This is a messenger RNA of Xylaria bambusicola, 2168 nucleotides long. RefSeq lists its product as uncharacterized. The transcript is spliced from 4 exons. The record is from RefSeq and is a predicted model, not a curated record. NCBI's taxonomy places the organism in Eukaryota, Fungi, Ascomycota, Sordariomycetes, Xylariales, Xylariaceae. Gene Ontology annotation, cellular component: Golgi apparatus. Gene Ontology annotation, molecular function: small GTPase binding. Gene Ontology annotation, biological process: Golgi organization; endoplasmic reticulum to Golgi vesicle-mediated transport. Bases 468 to 2087 code for a protein of 539 amino acids.